Molecule: messenger RNA, 1377 nt
Organism: Exserohilum turcica Et28A
Lineage: Eukaryota; Fungi; Ascomycota; Dothideomycetes; Pleosporales; Pleosporaceae
Exons: 4
Coding region: 1-1377 (458 amino acids)
Source: RefSeq, a predicted model, not a curated record
AUGCGUUUCGGCGUCAGCAUUCUCGCCGGCUUCAUUACCCUGGGCAUUGCUACACCAGGUCUUCCACUGUACAAGUCAGUUCCCACCAAGUCGUCGCGCCACACACAAGCGACUGAACCCGUCCCCAUUGACGGUGACUGGAGCAUCGGUUGCGAUGAAGAUAACUACUGCUCGUACUACCAUGCUUCUGCCGCUGCUACCGAUAUCGCUGCUUUGAAGUCUCGUGGCGAGAGUACUGCAGAUGACGGAUUGGCUCCACCCGGCCAGAACGUCUCCGUCAGUACCGACUCACACUCGCUUUUCGGGCGUCAUGCUGCCUUCACAGGAGACCAGUGUCAAUCCUGCGACAACUCCAACUGCCCAGACUGCUAUGGGGAUUGUCCAGGGUGCCAGCACUUCAUUUGUGUGGAUGCAGCAUCGCAUUUGUCCAUGUGCAUGAGCAUCCGGCCCAAGCUGCUGCCUCCCUGCUACGACAAUCUGCCACCCAUUGAGAUCGAAACCACAACCGUCCACGUGGUAGCCGUCACGGUACCACCGGAGCGUCGCACUCCUGCAGCUGAACCUACAUUGCCAUCGCUCCCUACAUCAGCAUCUGCCCCUACUUCAAGAGGCCUCUCUACAGUGAAAACAAUUCCUAUCCCAGUACCCCUGCCCUCAAUCUUCACGGUAACAUCAGUGGUGACCAAGACCGUCACAGAACUUAUCCCACGCCCACUGAAGAGCACGUCGACGGUGCUUGUUCAAGUCACUCCCAUCAUAACCACAUCCACAUGGACCACUACCGUCACCUUUUCCAGCUUGGCUACUGCCGUCACGUUCACAGCUCCCUCACCAUGGUCUACUACCGUCACUCUUCCCCGUCCCUCACGUUCCAGCAGCACGCCCACGAUCAAGCCCAUUGUACUCGCAACGCGAAACACGCCGCUCGCCUCAAGGAUUCCCGCCGCUACCAGUUCCGCAGCUCUCCCCAGGACAAUGCCCAACACGGCACGCGCAACCCCCGGCUCUGCACCACUAUCUCUCCAGCAUGGUGGCGCCCCCGAGAACAGCGGUUGCAAGCUCUGCGAGGCUCCGGCCGACUGCGAGAGCUGCGCCUUCUCCUGCGACGACUGUGUCCGGUUGUCAUGCCAGAAUGCCUUUAGCGACUCGGAAAUUUGCAUCGAAGUCUCGGACGACCCGGAUACCGAUGGUGCAGUGGCCAAUUCCACGGUAGCAAGCGACGUCGUGCAUGGCCGCGCUGGCGCCAUGUUCAUGCCGCAGGACGAAGAAGAUGGCACUGCGUCGUUGGCUGCUCCUCGUGCCUCCGAGUUUCUGCAGGUGGAAGUGGCCAUGCAGCUUGAGGACCAUGUGCACAAUCCAUGGCGAGAAUGGACUUGA